Eimeria mitis is the source of this 729-nucleotide messenger RNA. RefSeq lists its product as uncharacterized. The coding region runs from base 1 to 729 and encodes 242 amino acids. The transcript has 3 exons. The record is from RefSeq and is a predicted model, not a curated record. Lineage: Eukaryota; Apicomplexa; Conoidasida; Eucoccidiorida; Eimeriidae.
AUGCCUGAGGAGGUGCGGCUGCUGCAGCAGGCUGACGUCAUUACGGAUUACCCAACCCAUUUGCUGCGAGCAGCAGAAGAAGAACUCAAAGACUAUUACCAGCAGCUGCAGAAGUGCAACGCUUUCCUCAACAAUUUGAGUUCGGAAACAUCUGCUGAGGAGAUUGAGGCGGUUGAGAAUCGUCGUUUUGUAUUGGAGUUAGAUGUAUUGCAUGCACUGAGAGUGCUGAAGGUAUUUCAGCAGACUCGCCAGCAUUUGUUAGAUAAAAUGUCUGUUAAAGUUUUGGGGCAAUUCGAUGCUUUCGAUGAACAAACACUUCUUAAACUAUCAGAUCAUGAAAAACAAUAUCUCAGAGAUGCAUGUGCUGCUGAACACAGCAGAAGAGAUGAACUCAAUGCAAGAAAUGUUGAAGACAAAAACGGAAAACCAUCAGCUAUAGCAGAUGUGGUGUUUGAGAAGGAAUGUCUACUGGAGGACCCCUGGCACUUUCGUUUGCUGUCUUCUUCUGAGGAGGCAGAAGCAGCAGCAGCAACAGCUGCUGCUGCUGCUGCUGCUGGUUGCAGCAACUUCAGCAACUGCAACAUUACUUACGUUGCAAAAGGCACCGUCAGACGCCUGCCCCUGUACAGGGCGGUGCAGCUGCAAGCCAAGGGAAUCGCCAAAGUGCUGCAGGUAACAGAUCAUCAGUGGCUGCAUCAAGACUCUGCUGCUUUCCAGGGACUCAUAUAG